Molecule: messenger RNA, 2136 nt
Organism: Solea senegalensis (Senegalese sole)
Lineage: Eukaryota; Metazoa; Chordata; Actinopteri; Pleuronectiformes; Soleidae
Gene: otud5a
Product: OTU deubiquitinase 5a
Exons: 8
Coding region: 258-1979 (573 amino acids)
Biological process (GO): protein deubiquitination
Molecular function (GO): cysteine-type deubiquitinase activity; K63-linked deubiquitinase activity
Source: RefSeq, a predicted model, not a curated record
UUGAUGUCGGCAGGAAGAAGAAGAAGAAGAAAAAGAAGAAACGGACGGAGCCUCGUUUUGUUUUUGUUUUUCUAAACAGAGGGAAAGUUCCCGCUCCGCCGCCGCUUCUUCACCUCCCGCGUCGUUAACGGUGAGCUCUCGGUGUGUGGAGGCGGAGCUCCGGACCGGAGCCGAAUACAGCAACACUUUAGAUCUAGAAAGGGAGGACUCGUCACCCGCUGACCCCCUCCUCCUCCCUCCGUCUCUCCUUCUCCAACAUGACGAUCCUCCCGAAGAAGAAGCCCAGCUCUGGGGUUGGAGUGUCGGACCACGCCGAUGACAGCGACCGUCGCAGCGGCUCCGACCCGCACCAGCACCCGCACGCGGGGCGGACCGGAGCGCGGCCGAGGGCUUCGCCUCCGCCGUGGUCGUACCAGCCCGCUCCGCCCUCCGCCAGAGACGACAGGCGGAGCAUCGAGGCCAGCUCCCGGCCGCAGCAGGCCUCUCCGCCGCCGGUUGGCUCCGUGUCCCCGGUGGGCCCCGGGGACGGUCGGGACGGCAGCGGGGGGAUGGUGGCCGUGCCCCGCGGGGAGCUGGUGGUGUCGGCCGGCGUCGUCGGAUGCGGCGGCGGCCUCGGCAGCUGCUGCUCCGGGCCUGGACUGAGUAAGAGACGGCGGCAGGCAGGCACCUGCUCCGGCGGAGUGGUGGCGACUCUGGCCGGCGGAGGCCAGCCCGGUGUGACCGGGAACGGAGGAGUGGGCUCCAGCCAGGACACGGAGGAGGGAGCCGGAAAUAACAGCGAGGACGAGUACGAGAACGCGGCCCGGCUGCAGUCCGUGGACCCGGCCACCGUGGAGCAGCAGGAGCACUGGUUUGAAAAAGCUUUGGGGGAGAAAAAAGGCUUUGUCAUCAAGAAGAUGAAGGAGGACGGAGCAUGUCUGUUUAGAGCUGUGGCUGACCAGGUGUAUGGAGAUCAGGACAUGCAUGAAGUGGUCAGGAAACACUGUAUGGAUUACCUGAUGAAGAACGCAGACUAUUUCUCCAACUAUGUGACGGAAGACUUCACCACGUACAUCAACAGGAAGAGGAAAAACAAUUGCCAUGGCAACCACAUUGAGAUGCAGGCCAUGGCAGAGAUGUACAACCGACCAGUAGAGGUGUAUCAGUACAGCACAGGUGAGUUGUCACAUGACGGCCCGCCCAUCUGUCACUGUCAGCCAGUCACACCUGACCCUGCCUGCUUUUCUGCUGCAGAGCCAAUCAACACGUUCCACGGCAUCCACCAGAACAACGACGAGCCAAUCAGAGUGAGCUACCAUCGUAACAUCCACUACAACUCUGUGGUGAAUCCUAACAAGGCCACCAUCGGGGUGGGGCUGGGUCUGCCUGCCUUCAAGCCCGGGUAUGCAGAACAGUCUCUGAUGAAGUCGGCCAUAAAGACGUCAGAAGAGUCGUGGAUUGAGCAGCAGAUGUUGGAAGAUAAGAAGCGAGCGACAGAUUGGGAGGCGACGAACGAGGCCAUCGAGGAGCAGGUGGCACGAGAGUCGUACCUGCAGUGGUUACAGGACCAGGAGAAGCAGGCCAGACAGCCUCGUAAGGCUAGCGCCACCUGCAGCUCAGCGACGGCAGCAGCCUCCAGCGGGCUGGAUGACUGGAGUGCCCGGUCGCCACGGCAACGAGACUCUGACCCCUCCCACUCUGACCUCACAACCACUUUGUCGACCAACAACAAGCCCCCUUCCCCCGCCGGAGCUGCUCUCAUUCUGAGCAAACCCCCCUCCCCCUGCGCACCAGGUCCCAGUAAUCAGAGUCGUCAUCAUUUGGAGUACAGAGCCAUCAUGCAGGAGAUGUCACCAACAGCAUUCGGUCUCACAGACUGGGAGGACGAUGAGAUCCUGGCGUCCGUCCUCGCCGUCUCACAGCAGGAAUAUCUGGACAGCAUCAAACACCAGAGCACCACCAUGCACCGAGAGAGAGAACCGUCACCUGACAGCAGCUGAUACACACACACACACACACACACACACACACACACACACACACACACACACAAAAACAACCAUGACUUUUGACCCCUCCCUCCCUCUGCCCACUCGCCCGCCUCUGACCCACUGAAGGAGAUCGACCAGGGACAAAAUAAAACAUCAAACAAACUCA